AUGAAAGUUUCUCCAAACGUGGACAAGACCAAGUACUGCAGAUUCCAUAGGUAUGUCGGCCACGACACAGAUGAGUGGAACGUGUUAAAGCGACAAAUUGAAGAACUUAUCCAGAUAGGCUAUUUUAAACAAUUUGUCAAGCAACCAGGUCAACAGCAGCCGCACAACCCACCAAACAAUGUUUGGAGGAAGGUUGAUGGCUCUGAACCAUCUACCUCGAAUGCUAGAAAAAGGGAGCAUGACCAAAUAACAGAGGUAGAUGAAGUUGAAAAGGAAGCGGAGGAGCCAGGCAACACAAGAAGCAGACGAUACAUUUCAUUUAUGGGGGACUCGCGGGAGGAGACACACCGGCUGAAAGAAAGAAAUGGAGUCGCCAAAGGUCCAUUACCUCAUCGAGACGCGUUGGUGAUCAAGAUGGACAUCAAUGAUACCAUAGUACAUCGCAUACUAGUCGACACUGGGAGCUCAGCCAACGUGAUGUACUACAACGCCUUCACCAAAUUGGGGCUACCUAGGAGCCAGCUCAAAGAGGUACGAACCCCACUCUAUGGAUUUACAGGGGACUCAAUAGAGACCGAGGGAUCCGUGAUCUUGCCAGUAGAGAUAGGCACGAGUCCCAACGUCUAG
Messenger RNA from Ipomoea triloba (trilobed morning glory), 627 nucleotides. RefSeq lists its product as uncharacterized. The coding region runs from base 1 to 627 and encodes 208 amino acids. The record is from RefSeq and is a predicted model, not a curated record. Lineage: Eukaryota; Viridiplantae; Streptophyta; Magnoliopsida; Solanales; Convolvulaceae. The transcript has 2 exons.